AUGGCGGCACCAGUUGCUCCAGCUGAUCAGGGGGCUCCUCCUCUGCCCCAUCGUCGCCCAAGAGUCAGAGAGGUCAGCUCCAGAUUCAUGUCUCCAGCAGCAGCUUCUUCAUCAGCAGGAGAUCUGCAUUCCUUAUCCAUGAAGUCGCCCAUUUCCAGAUCUAAAUACGCCAUCUCGACUCCCGCACCUGAAAGAUCAUCAAAGCCGUCGCAGAGACGUCUGUUGCUGCGCAGCCAAGAACAGGAACCAUUUUCCUGCUGUUCCCAUGAGAAUAUCCCCGAGAUGGUUCGGAGCUUGGACACCCCGUUCCAGCACGCAAAACCUGAAACUUUGAGGAAACAACGUCCUGUGAAGUUCUGUAAAGAGAAUGGAUAUGGAGAUCAGAUCGCAAAAUCAACAUCUAUAAGAACAGCCAAGUCGUGCAGACCUGAUACGCCAACUGCUGCUACUUGUGGUGCAUCCGAUAGAGUCGUUCCAUCAAGGUUCAGGCUCCCACAGCGUCAAACAAGUUCGUCGGUAACUGAUGCUGCAAAACUCUUGCAAUCGACGGGUUUGUCCUUCUCCUCAUCCAAUCUUGUUUCUCAAACCCCCUCCGCAAAUGAAUUGGAACCGAUUCAGGGCGGUUCAUGCCCUAAUUCACCUCUCUCCUCCCAACACACCAGAAAUCGGGCCCUUCACGAUACGAGGUCUUCCAUGACAGAAGAAGAUACAUUAUCCACCAGAUUACUCGUUCGAAGUAGCAGCGGCAGCAAUACUAUUGCCAGUGGCAAUUGUCAAACAUCAUCCAAAUUCUCAACACCUUCACUUUGCUCCCGAUCUCUUAAUUUACCCAUAUCCGCUAGUCAGAAUUCUUUCAAAAGCAGUGACAGAACUCUCUGCAAGCCCCCGACCACAAGUAUGGAAAACCGUACCCUGCCUCCACAACCAACUAGUAUGAAACUCGGAGUUGAUUCAAGGAAAGGAAAGAGACCUCAUUCUUCCCAAGAAGACGCCCAUUCUUUGAAACUGUUUCAUAACCAUUACCUACUGUGGAGAUAUGCCAAUGCUAAAGCACAAGUCUCUAUGGAUGCCCAGAGAGCCGAAAUGGAGAAUCAAUUUUUCUCCCUUGGAGCUGAUAUAUCUCGUCUACGUGAUUCUGUGAAGAGGAAACAAGUCGAACUUGCGGCACUACAACAAAUGAAAGCACUUUCCACCAUUCUUGAGGCUCAGAUGCCAUAUCUUGAUGAAUGGUCUGCUUUGGAAGAAGAUUACACAUGUUCCUUGUCAGCAGCGACAAAUGCUUUGACCAACUCCUUGCUCCGGCUUCCUGUAAGUGGGAAUGUUCAGGUUAACAUUAAAGAAGCAGCAGAGGCUUUGGAUUCGUCGGUAAAAACUAUGGACACAAUAAUUCACGACGUGCAAAGAUUUUUGCCUAAGGCAGAAGAAAUGGAUGUUUUGAUGUCGGAGUUAGCAACCAUUGCUGAUGUAGAAAAAGCAUUAGUUGAGGAAUGUGGUAGUAUUUUGGCAAAGACACACAUCUCACAGUUGGAAGACUGCAGUUUACGGGGACAUCUAAUGCAGUUACGUUGUAGCAACCUCUUCUAAGACGCUUUGUUGCAUGUCCACGAAUCAAGGUGCUGUCAUUUUUUCGAUUCAUUCAAGAAAAAAUCUCUUUUUUCAAAUAAGAGAUUUGUAUGUAUUCAAUAUCGUAUA
Cynara cardunculus var. scolymus (artichoke) is the source of this 1692-nucleotide messenger RNA. Its product is annotated as protein ENDOSPERM DEFECTIVE 1. The record is from RefSeq and is a predicted model, not a curated record. Gene Ontology annotation, biological process: centrosome cycle; spindle assembly. Gene Ontology annotation, cellular component: cytoplasm; nuclear microtubule; centrosome. NCBI's taxonomy places the organism in Eukaryota, Viridiplantae, Streptophyta, Magnoliopsida, Asterales, Asteraceae. Gene Ontology annotation, molecular function: microtubule binding. Bases 1 to 1584 code for a protein of 527 amino acids. The transcript has 6 exons.